GACCAUGGCUUCCACUCCAACUCCGCUGCUGCUGCUGCUGCUGCUGCUCCUGCUCCCGUUCCCGCUCGCCGCCGCCUCAUCGCUCCCGCCGCUGCCGCUCUCGACGGCGUCGCGGUGGGUGGUGGGCGCGGACGGGCGGCGCGUGAAGCUGGCGUGCGCCAACUGGGCGUCGCACCUGGAGCCCGCGGCCGCGGAGGGCCUGUCGCGGCGCGGCGUGGGGGACAUCGCGGCGCGCGUGGCGGCGAUGGGCUUCAACUGCGUCAGGCUCACCUGGCCGACCUACCUCGCCACCAACGCCACGCUGGCGAACCUGCCGCUGCGGUGGUCGCUGGAGCUCCUCGGCAUGCGGGAGUCCGCCGCCGGCGUCCGGGUCAACAACCCUCAACUCCUCGACCUGCCCCUCAUCGAUGUGUUCAAGGAAGUGGUGUCAGCUUUGGGCAGGAAUAAUAUUAUGGUUAUACUUGAUAACCAAAUGACCACACCAGGAUGGUGUUGCAGCCAACGAGAUGGUAAUGGUUUUUUUGGUGACACUUACUUUGACCCAGAUGAAUGGUUGAGUGGCCUCAGUACAAUGGCAACAAUGUUUAGGAACACAAAAAAUGUUGUGGGCAUGAGCUUAAGAAAUGAGCUUCGAGGUGACAAACAAAAUGUUACUUUGUGGUUCAGGUACAUGCAACAGGGUGCUGAGGUUGUUCAUGCAGCAAACCCUGGCGUCCUUGUUAUUUUGUCAGGCCUGGAAUUUGACAAUACUCUCGACUUCUUGUUCUCAAAAAAAGUUCAACUAUCAUUUACUGGAAAGUUAGUCUAUGAGCAGCACUGGUAUGGUUUCUCAGAUGGUGGCAACUGGGGAUCCCAGAAUCAAAAUGAUGUUUGUGGGAUGGUUGUUGGCUUCAUAAAAUACAAAGGACUGUUCCUACUUCAGCAAGGCUGGCCAUUGUUUUUCUCUGAGUUUGGGUUUGACAUGUCUGGCGCACACGUCGCUGACAAUCGCUAUCUUACCUGCUUCUUAAGUGUGGCAGCUGAAAUGGAUCUGGACUGGGCUAUUUGGGCUCUGCAAGGGAGCUAUUAUAUCAGGGAGGGUACUCUAGCUUAUGAUGAAUCAUAUGGAUUGCUGUCGUGGGAUUGGUCUGCCACUAGAAACCCCAGCUUUAUUAAAAGGAUCAAUUCUCUGCAAUCACCAUUUCAAGGCCCAGGACUACCAAACAGCAAAGAACCUUACAACGUAAUAUUUCAUCCUUUAACUGGGCUCUGUCUAGUGGUGAAAUCAUCAGAGGCACUUGAGUUGGGUCCAUGCGAUGAAUCAAACGCUUGGAGCUACACUUCAACAAACCAGUUAGUGCUGAAACACACUGGUCAAUGCCUCCAGGCCAAGUCCGUCGGUGAAAAUGCAAAGCUGGGGACAGAUUGCAGCAAAUCCAGUGCAAAGUGGCAACUAAUAUCAUAUUCAGGAAUGCAUGUUUCGGCUGAACUCACUAAAAAUGGAACCAGAGUAUGCUUGGAUGCCACUCCUGAUGGUACCAUUGAAACGAAUCUGUGCGAGUGCCUCACCUUGGAUCCAAAUUGCAACCCUGAGAGUCAGUGGUUCAAAAUUAUAUUAAGCAGUAAAGGUAUACCAGGCGGCACCUCCAUUUUGCAGUUGCCAUCUCUUGGUCCCUGGUCUCCAACAUCGUCUAGCUAAGCAUGACAUUAUUUCGAAAAUAUAUGUGGUCAGACAGAAUAAGCGGAAGAGUUUUUUAGCACACGGGUGUAUAUAUACCCGUUGCUUCAGAUCAUCUAAAUAGUUAUA
Molecule: messenger RNA, 1786 nt
Organism: Oryza brachyantha (malo sina)
Lineage: Eukaryota; Viridiplantae; Streptophyta; Magnoliopsida; Poales; Poaceae
Product: glycosyl hydrolase 5 family protein-like
Exons: 4
Coding region: 5-1678 (557 amino acids)
Molecular function (GO): hydrolase activity, hydrolyzing O-glycosyl compounds
Source: RefSeq, a predicted model, not a curated record